CCCAACGCGCCGCGGGGGUCGUGCGGCCGCUGCUGCGGGUCGGCGGAGCGGGGAGGAUGAACUCUGAGGCCUCAGGAGGGCGCCGCUGGGCGCGAGUGUCCCGUGUCGUCUCCUUUAGCGCGACUCACCGACUCCACAGCAAAUCUCUGAGUGAUGAAGAAAAUUUGAAACUGUUUGGAAAGUGCAACAAUCCAAAUGGUCAUGGGCACAAUUAUAAAGUUGUGGUGACAGUACGUGGAGAGAUUGACCCUGUCACUGGGAUGGUUAUGAAUUUGACUGACCUCAAAGAGUACAUGGAGGAGGCAAUUAUGAAGCCUCUUGACCAUAAGAAUCUGGAUCUAGAUGUGCCCCACUUUGCAGAUGUUGUCAGCACGACAGAAAAUGUAGCUGUGUAUAUCUGGGAAAACCUCCAGAAAUUUCUUCCUGUGGGAGUUCUUUAUAAAGUUAAAGUAUAUGAAACUGACAACAAUAUUGUAGUCUAUAAAGGAGAAUAGUUCCUCGGGGUUAAUAUUUUAGAAAGACUUAAUUUCUUUUCAAAUUUGAAAAAGAUCUUCAUUCCUUUGGACAAUUAAGAAGUCUUCCCAAAAUUGUUGCACUUUGUUUGUCAUGUUCUGGAGAACCUGAUCUGUUGGAGUCAGCCCUAUUUUUAAGUCAGAUCUAUUUAAAACCAAAUUUAUACUGUAAUCCUGAGUAUCAUUUAGAGAGCCUUUUAUCUGUUGAUUAAAAAUCUCUUCAUUUUUAGCAGAAUGGCUUGGUAUGGAAUUAUUUGAAAGCUGAAGAGGUCUAUUUUUGUUGGUUGUUUCAUUGUCAUUUUUUUCUUGCUGUAAUUAAAUUGCAAACAUGUUUGUGAUGAGUCUUGUGAAAAACAAGAUGACCAUAAAGUCUGGUAACAAAGACAUCAUGUAUUUUUUUGUAGAAGUGUUGUUGAUUACUAGGAGGUACACUCAAGCAAAAGUUUCUUCAGUGAAAACUAGACAUGCAAAUCAUCUGAGACACAAACCACCCAUUGUAGAUGGAUGUUCAAGGCUCAGUGGAAAUGCUGCUUCAGUGUACAUUGUUCAUGGAAGCUUGGCCCAGCUUACUAGAGUUUACAUUGCUAGUGAGGGACACGAUGGAUGUCAGUAAACUACUGAUUAUGUCUGUGUCUCUAGACUUUACCCACGCCCUGACAGUUUUAGCUCAGGAAAACUGAAGAAUAGUCACAUGCAUUAAACCCUGCUAAAAUAGUUAACAUGAAAAGGAUACAUUACCUGUAAAGCAUCUCUAGUACAUGUUUCCUAAUUGUUACCAUUUCACUCUGAUCAUUAAACUUACCUCCCUAACUUCA
Messenger RNA from Condylura cristata (star-nosed mole), 1327 nucleotides. RefSeq names its product 6-pyruvoyltetrahydropterin synthase (gene PTS). Gene Ontology annotation, molecular function: 6-pyruvoyltetrahydropterin synthase activity. The coding region runs from base 57 to 494 and encodes 145 amino acids. Gene Ontology annotation, cellular component: mitochondrion. Gene Ontology annotation, biological process: tetrahydrobiopterin biosynthetic process. The record is from RefSeq and is a predicted model, not a curated record. NCBI's taxonomy places the organism in Eukaryota, Metazoa, Chordata, Mammalia, Eulipotyphla, Talpidae. The transcript is spliced from 6 exons.